This is a messenger RNA of Plutella xylostella (diamondback moth), 1629 nucleotides long. It is a transcript of the gene SCCRO, whose product is annotated as defective in cullin neddylation 1 domain containing SCCRO. Gene Ontology annotation, biological process: protein neddylation. Gene Ontology annotation, cellular component: ubiquitin ligase complex. The record is from RefSeq and is a predicted model, not a curated record. NCBI's taxonomy places the organism in Eukaryota, Metazoa, Arthropoda, Insecta, Lepidoptera, Plutellidae. Gene Ontology annotation, molecular function: ubiquitin conjugating enzyme binding; cullin family protein binding; ubiquitin-like protein binding.
AAAUAUUUUUUAACCAUCGCCACACUCAAAAAUUGUCUAUGACUGUUAUUUCACUUUGGUUCUGAUGUUGAAAUAACAUUGAAAAUCGUAGGAAAUACUAAAUAUCCUCGCAAAAUGAAUAAAUUAAAAUCGUCACAGAGAGACAAAGUGAAGAAGUUUGUCGCGUUCACGAACACCAGCGAGAGCACGGCGAUCUUCUGCCUCACGCAGAACGACUGGAAGCUGGACCUGGCCAGCGACAACUACUUCCAGAACCCUGAUGCCUACUUCAAAGACCCUAUGAAAACUUCACUGGACAGGAAAAAACUAGAACAACUCUUCAUAAAGUACAAAGACCAGCAGGAGAAUGACAAAAUUACAGUUGAUGGAGUCAUGAAAUUUCUAGAAGAUCUAAACCUUAGUGCAGAAUCUAUUUUAGUACUUAUUAUAGCAUGGAAAUGCAAAGCAGCUGUACAGUGCGAAUUUACAAAAGAUGAAUUUAUUAUGGGCCUUUUUGAGCUUGGCGCUGACAGUAUAGACAAACUAAAAGCCAAGCUACCAACAUUGGAGACAGAAAUAAAAGAUCCUAACAAAUUCAAGGAUUUCUAUCACUUUACAUUUAAUUAUGCUAAGAAUCCGGGGCAGAAAGGCUUAGAUUUAGAUAUGGCAAUAGCAUACUGGAACAUAGUGCUCAGAGGGAGGUUCAAGUUCUUGGAUGCUUGGUGCAAGUUCCUCACUGAAAAUCACAAAAGAUCAAUACCAAAAGACACAUGGAAUCUACUCUUAGAUUUUGCUACACAGAUAGACGAUGGCAUGAGCAACUAUGAUGCUGAGGGUGCAUGGCCUGUCCUUAUUGAUGACUUUGUUGAAUGGUGUCAAAAGCAAGGACUCUGCGGAGAUGGACUCAAAACAUCAGAGCCGGAGUCAGUCUAGCUUCAGGACAACCCUUCCCACAUUCCGGGCAACACAACAGAGAAGCAAGAGCAUGAUAGUGUUGGCCAUUAUCUAGCAAGGGUUUAUAUUCAUAAUGAUUCUUCUCUCAAGUUGUGUUGCUUGGCAUGGAUCUGUGUACAGUUGAAUGGUUUGCUGUUGUCAUGAAUAUUCUUUGAGGAGUGUAGGCGACCAAAUUGAAGGAAAAGAUUGAGCUAUCAGGUGUGAUAGUGUAAAGUCCAGUGGAAAAAUCUUUGAUUCUGUGUCAAAGAUAGAUUCUUAAAAUUGUAUAAAAUAAACUGGUGGGAAAUAUCAGUGGUGUGUUAAAGUAUUAUGUAUAAUAUAAUCUGUUUGGACAUGGAGUUAGAGCCUGAAUGUAGUCAAAUAUAUUGGAGUGUUGAAGUUUUUAUUGUUCAUUCUCAUUCAACUGUACAAAGUCAAUGAAGUUUACUGUUUUCGUCCGUUAGACAAAUUUUGCAUAGAUUCUUGUUGAACCUAGACUUGUCACCAUCUUACCUUGUUGAAGUUACAAUUAAUAAGGUAGUGAAUUAUGGCAGAUCCCCUACAAAUCUGUAUUUUAACAAUAUUUGGAAACCUUCAUCUGUAGGCUAUUUUCUAAUGUUAGAAUACUAUCGUAAAGCAUUAAAUUAAGAUGUAAAUAUGUAUAUACACAUUAAUGAUAUUACAUUUUUUUUAUUUGAUUAAAGCUUGGAUGUCGAA